Coniophora puteana RWD-64-598 SS2 is the source of this 366-nucleotide messenger RNA. RefSeq lists its product as uncharacterized. The record is from RefSeq and is a predicted model, not a curated record. NCBI's taxonomy places the organism in Eukaryota, Fungi, Basidiomycota, Agaricomycetes, Boletales, Coniophoraceae. The transcript has 3 exons. The coding region runs from base 1 to 366 and encodes 121 amino acids.
AUGUCGCUGUCUGAUUACUCCGAUUUAACCGACUUGUCUUCGGAAGAAGAAGAGUACGUCCCGAACAAACGCAAGAAGUCGACAACGACCACCAAGAAGACGGAUUACAAAAUGGAUCAGACCCUUCAACCGCCACGUACCACCCAGUACACUGCUAAGCAUCUGUAUGACCAGAUCAUCGACAGUGCGAUAGACCUAGAUCCAGAGUAUCAGCGAGACGUGGUAUGGCCCGAGUCCAAGCAAUGUGGUCUCAUAGACUCCAUCCUCCGCAAUUAUUACAUUCCACCCGUAAUCUUUGGUAGGGCCCGUUUCUAUGCGCUGAAUUGUGCUCACUCCACCGUUUUGUCUAGCCGUGUCUUACAAUGA